AUGGCUACUCAAAUAGAGUACUUGACAGUGUACAACGCUCAUACGGGCUCCCUGUUGAGGGUUCCCAAGCCGUUGCGUUUCCAUACCUUGGGUGACUUCAAGAACUACCUCUACGAGCAUUUCACCAACUACAUCAUUGGCUCUACUGAUAAUAUCUUCUUGCUCACUGCGUUUGGCAUCAAGCUCAACUUCGCCAUGAUCAAUUCCAUUAGCGAUAUUUACAUGUUUGAUAAGAGAUUAUUUGUGCAAGGCAACUACGACGUGAUAUUCGACAAGUACUUGCAACUUGCGGAGCUGCACCUGAAUGAGAUGUUUCGACCCAAGCCCUACGAGCCAUCAACUUCGCUUGAUGACGAAAUACCGAAGAUCAUCUCGACAUUAAAGGUCUGUGACGGCUGGUCCCGUGCUUUAGUGCAAGACAGCCACCAGAUCAAUGAACGCAUCGAUCAGUAUAUCAGACAGACAAACGCGAUGUUCAUGUCGCUAAGCAUUAUCUUUGAGUUCACUACCAAUUACAUUCGAGACAUAAAGAAGUACUAUGAGAACACUCAAAAUCAUGUGCAGCUUCUCAGUAUGAAAAGUCUCCACCAUGCCUGGAGAUCUCAUUAUAACGAUCUCAAGAGGUUCCCGGACUUCACGAUACGGCUGUCACCCAAUUUGCACUUGAGGCUAGCCGAUUUUUUGGACUCUACAGAGCUUGAGUCCUCGGCAGCUUUCAUAGCCAAGUAUCUUCCUGCUGUGGUGGAGAAGUUCAACAAUUUUGCACGAGAGGUCGCCAGAGUUAACAAAAUGCAAUUGGAAAUUGACCAAAGCAUUGAACAUCUCAGAAAAGAUUCCAUUGGACGCUUCAAAGAUAGUGAAAACUCCAAAAGUGCCUUUUUGAUUGAGAUAGAAAAGUUAAGCAAACAGAUCAUGGACGAGACGCAAGUCCUCAGCUCGAAGAAUGCAAGAGAGAUCUAUCCACGUCAGAUGGAAAAAGCCAGCAUGCUUUAUUCAGAAGUGGAGAACCGAUACAAUCUUUUGAGAUUACUUUAUGAUUUCAAGUGUAAACUUGGCAAAGACAGUAUCUCCAUCUUUGAGAGGAUGGGCUCGUUACAGAAGAGUAUGGUUCAAAUCCGUAGUGAAAUCAAGAGCUUGACCGGAGACAGAAUGGAGGAAAUUUCGAACUUCAAGAAUUUUUCCACAGAUGGACCUGUUGACUCUCAGACCAUUGCUAGAAUACAAGUCGCAGAAGACCAUCUUUCUUUGACGAUCGAUAUUCCCCAAUUAUUCGGAACUUUGAUGAUUGAAAAGAGAAGACAGUACGAAUGGCACAAUUUUUUCUCGAAAGGCGUGGUUCACAAUAUGUCCGAGCAGCUUACCAUGAUCAUCAAACACGAGAGGGAUUUUCAGAAGCUCUGGAUCCGCAAGUAUGGUCGGCUUAUGAAGUUCAUCAAUCUGCAUAAUGUGUUUCGUAUCCAGCUACCUUCAAUCGAACUUUCUCUCGUCAAUGGUCAAGUCCAAGACCGUGAAGACUCUAUACUCUCUGUUCUUGGAGAUAGAGAGAUCCUGAGGGAAGAUAUUGCUGACUAUAUCCAGAUUGUGAACUCCCAGAAACUAACGACCUUUGCAGAAAACCUUACUAAAAGUUUCGACAGUCUUACCGUAUCCACAGACAAUUUGAAGCACAUCACUAAGAUCAUCGCAACUCUCAGUUCAUUUGUUUCUCCAAACAAUCUGAAGUUGAGGAUCGAGAAGGAAGCUAAUCCUAAUGCCUCUAACGUUGAGAAUGACGCAGACUUGAACAUUAUCAGCGGCUUGAGAUCUCGUAUCAGGUGUCUUGAGUCGUUAUUGCAUCAAAGGCAAUAUCAAGAAUUGCUGAGCUGGCCAGUUUUGAAAUCCUCUGGUGGCAGGUCCCCAGAUAAUAGGCAGAGCAUGCUCUUACUUGCACCUACUCAAAGUGUUGCCGGAAAUUCUACCAUGGACUCUACAAGGCCAGCUCCCAGAAGGGCGAUAUCUGCUAGACCCCACGUUGGAGAUAAUAGCUCUUCAAAGAUUUUGGAUGCGUCGGUGACCAUAGACAAGCAUCUUGAUAACAUUCGACUUCGCAGAGAAAAUUCAGAGUUGAUAUCAAGCAAUGGUCUGUUAGUUAGAGAAAACGAAGGCUUGCAUCAUCAAUUGGCAGCAUUGAGAAAGCAAUUGGAUGAGCGAAAUAUCGAAGCGGAAUCAAUGAAAACCGAUUUUGAACAAAAGUUUGCGAUCACUCAAUCCACCAUUGAAGAGUUGGGAAACCGUCACGAGGAAGAAUUCCAGAGCUUCAAGAAAAGCAAACUCGAGGAGUUUGAUGAAUACAAGAGGACUAAAGAAGAAGAAUUCAGAGAAUUGAGAAAGAAAAAGGAUGAGGAGCUUCAAGAGUUGAAGAAGAACAGGGAAGAGGAAUUUCAGGAAUUUAGGCAACGCAAGACAGAAGAACUACUUGAACUUAAGAAGAGCAAGGAUGAAGAACUUCGUGAACUUAAGAAGAACAAGGAUGAGGAGAUACAGGAACUCAAGAAGAGUUGCGACGACAAGUUGGGCAAACUUACUGCAGAAAACUCCGAUCUCAGAAGCCAGGUCACUAACCUAGAAAACUCCCUUCAAAACAAUUCUGAUCGUGACCGUGCAACUGAGCUUGAUCUGGAAGUAAGUAACCUUGUGGCUGAAUUGAGCGAUUUGAAGAUUUUGAAUUCAGACUUGACCUCAACAUUGAAUAUUGUCAAGGAGCAGUUGACUAAAGAACGCGAAGUCCGGCAAGAGAACAAGGAUGAAGCUGAGCAGAAAAUCAGUGAUAGAGAGCAAGAGAUCAAAGAUCUAAAGCAAAAACUGAAGGAUCUUGAACAAAAGAUCUACGACCUGGAACUGAGAGCGAAGGACCUGGAACUGAAGUUUAAGAUCGUGGAGCUGGAGUCUAAAGAGGCUAAUCUGAGCCUUAGGAGUCUGGAAUCGAUGAUCACGGACCUCCAGUCGAAAGUUAAAGAGCUAUCCGAGGAAUUAUUGAAGAAGUCUACUGAUAACCAAAGGAUGAUCGAAAGUACCGAAAAGCAAAAGGAUAAGAUGAGUUCUCUCUUGAGUGUUCUGAACAAAAAUUUGAGCGCACUGAUGGUUUACAUUGAACAGCUUGUUGCCCGGAACAUGGAAUUCGUGAAGGAAUUUUGUUUUGUUUUAGAGUCGAUGGGUUUACUUUUGGUUGCAGAUAACGAACUGGGUAAGCAUGAGUUGAAAAUCACCCGUGUUAAAGGGUUAAGGACGAAGAGAGGAACAGAAACUCUUGACGAGAAAACACUCAAAGGCAGAACUAUUCCACAUUCCGAAAUGUACUCUGAGAUUUCAGACACUGCCAAAUGGACUAAGGAUUUAGCCCAGAGAGUUGGUGAACUCAAAGAACACGAGGAAGAUGAACUUUCAUCCGAAGAACAGAGAGAACAAACAACAUUUGCUGCAGAACAAUUAGAGGAGAUCUUUGAGGCAAACUUUGAAAACGGCUCAGAUAUUUCAGCAUAUGCCAAGUUUAUGUCUACAAUAGCAUUCACGGAUAAUGUUCAGUUACAAACACAGUACUCAGAUGUUGAGGCAGUGAACGAGAAGUUUUUCUUGAAUGGAAUUUCCAAGCGUUUCCUGGAUGUGGAGGGAUUUGCAAAGAAGCUUACUAAGGAAAACAAACAGAAAGCACAUGAGUUGGCCAAAUACAUCGAACUCUGCAACAGCAAGAUUACAGUCAACAAUUUCUCCAUCGGAGAUCUUGUUCUUUUCCUUCCCAUCAGAAUCGAUGGAGCCAGUGACCAGGAAGAUGCACCAUGGACCGCAUUCAAUAUCGAUUCUCCGAACUACUUAUUAGAUCCGCUGAACAAGAAUGCCAACUCUAAUCAAGAGUGGGUUGUCAAUCGUGUGAAGCAAAUUGUCGAGCAUGAGGUUACUCAAGAUACAGAAAAUGACAGACAAGAGAAUCCGUUUGCGUUGGGUGUUGGUAGCACCUGGUUUAUGAUAUAUACAACAUGA
This is a messenger RNA of Sungouiella intermedia, 4014 nucleotides long. NCBI's taxonomy places the organism in Eukaryota, Fungi, Ascomycota, Pichiomycetes, Serinales, Metschnikowiaceae. The record is from the annotation of a GenBank genome assembly.